Messenger RNA from Scleropages formosus (Asian bonytongue), 3206 nucleotides. RefSeq names its product ATP-dependent zinc metalloprotease YME1L1-like. Gene Ontology annotation, biological process: protein quality control for misfolded or incompletely synthesized proteins; mitochondrion organization. The record is from RefSeq and is a predicted model, not a curated record. Gene Ontology annotation, cellular component: mitochondrial inner membrane. NCBI's taxonomy places the organism in Eukaryota, Metazoa, Chordata, Actinopteri, Osteoglossiformes, Osteoglossidae. The coding region runs from base 94 to 2253 and encodes 719 amino acids. The transcript is spliced from 19 exons. Gene Ontology annotation, molecular function: ATP hydrolysis activity; metalloendopeptidase activity; ATP binding.
CCAGAGACGAAGGACACAGUGUCACCGUGUGUGUGUGAAGGAGCAGAGCCUGAGGAGCAGGAGAAGCAGCAGCAGCAGCCGGAGGAGGACACCAUGUUCUCCGUGUCCACUGUGGUGCAACCGCAGGUUACUGUUCCACUGAGCCACCUCAUCAAUGCCUUCCACUCCCUGAAGAGUCCCAAGGGGACCUCCAGCAGACAGCAGAAGGAGCCUGUUCUGGAGAGUGACCUUCCAAGCUGUGAGCCCACUCUGAACCUCAAAGACCUGGGCCUAGCAGACCUCAAGGAGGAUAGAUUGCAUGACCUUGUGGACCAGCUACUGCCCGGUUUGGUCCUGUCCAGAGAGUCCUCUGGCCCUUCUCCAUCCCCCCGGAACACUGGCUGGAGGAUCUCCCAUAUCUCCACAGACUCCUUUUUUCACAACAAGCAUGGGUUCUCUGGUGCACCAGGGGGUGUUUUGGCCUCUCUUGGUCUCUGCAGACAAAGUCCCACACCUCUCCAGAUGGUGUCUACAGGAUUUCACCACUGGCCGGUUUGCAUCCAAAGUCGAGGGUUUAAGACAUUGAAGUCUAAAACCAAGCGCCUGCAGUCUGGCUACGAACGUGCUGCGGACACAGAGAGCUUCACUCCAUCCUUCAUGAAGGGUAUCCUCAUGAGGGACAAAGGGCUGGAUGUGGACAGUCUGGACAAGCUGCUGAAGAGCAAGAACGUCCCUGAAGCCCACCAUGAUGCCUUCAAGACAGGGUUUGCAGAGGGAUUCCUGAAGGCUCAGGCACUCACCCAGCGAACACAAGACUCAUUGAGACGGACACGGCUCAUUUUGUUGGUCCUGCUUCUGCUGGGAAUAUACGGCCUGUCCAGAACACCCUUUUUAUCAGUGCGAUUCCGAACCACAUCAGGCCUGGAUGCUGGCGUGGACCCGGUCCACUUGAAGAACGUCACAUUCGAGCAUGUAAAGGGCGUGGAGGAGGCCAAACAGGAGCUGCAGGAAGUAGUGGAGUUCCUCAGGAACCCGCAGAAGUUCACGGUGCUGGGCGGAAAGCUGCCUAAAGGUAUACUGCUUGUGGGCCCCCCAGGCACAGGGAAGACCCUGCUGGCACGGGCUGUUGCUGGGGAAGCGGAUGUGCCGUUCUACUAUGCCUCGGGGUCGGAGUUCGACGAGAUGUUUGUGGGUGUCGGAGCUAGCCGCAUCAGAAACCUUUUUAGGGAAGCAAAAGCCAACUCUCCUUGUGUGAUUUUUAUUGACGAGCUGGACAGCGUGGGCGGCAAGAGGAUAGAGUCCCCCAUGCACCCCUACUCCAGACAAACCAUAAACCAGCUGCUGGCAGAGAUGGAUGGGUUUAAACCAAAUGAGGGAGUCAUUGUCAUUGGAGCCACUAAUUUUCCAGAAGCCCUGGAUAAUGCUCUGAUCCGACCAGGAAGGUUCGACAUGCAAGUCACGGUGCCCAAACCAGAUGUGAAGGGGCGCACAGAGAUCCUGAAGUGGUACCUCCGGAAAAUUAAAGUAGAUUCUGCCAUCGAGGCAGAAGUCAUUGCCAGGGGAACGGUGGGCUUCUCAGGAGCCGACCUAGAGAACCUGGUGAAUCAGGCUGCUUUGAAGGCUGCAGUUGAUGGCAAGGACAUGGUCACCAUGAAGGAGCUGGAGUUUGCCAAGGACAAGAUCCUCAUGGGCCCCGAACGCAGGAGUGCAGAAAUUGACCAGAAGAACAAAACUAUCACAGCAUACCACGAGUCUGGGCAUGCCAUCGUGGCAUUUUACACCAGAGAUGCCAUGCCCAUCAACAAGGCUACCAUCAUGCCGAGGGGACCCACCUUGGGCCAUGUGUCCAUGCUCCCCGAGAAUGACCGCUGGAGCGAGACGCGCUCUCAGCUUCUGGCACAGAUGGACGUCAGCAUGGGUGGCAGGGUUGCCGAGGAGCUCGUUUUCGGGAGCGAGAACAUCACCACUGGUGCUUCAAGCGAUUUUGAUGAUGCUACAAAAAUAGCAAGAAUGAUGGUGACUCGGUUUGGAAUGAGUGAUAAGCUGGGUGUUAUGACAUACAGUGACGUGUCAAAGCAGAGUCCAGAGACGCAGGCGGCUGUCGAACAGGAAGUGAGAACGCUGCUCAAAGAGUCCUAUGAGCGCGCUAAACACAUCCUCAAGACACACAGCAAGGAGCACAAAAACCUGGCAGAGGCUCUGCUGAUGUACGAGACACUGGAUGCCAAAGAGAUCCAGAUGGUCCUGGAGGGGAAGACACUGGACACCAGAUGAUGCACUGAAAGUGUCUCCUGUUUGACCAAAGUGGAAAUCAGCUUGCCAUGUGGUUUUCAGGGGUGUGUCCUGAGGUGACCCUUCAGGACCGGAAUACUUGCCUGUACAGAAAAUACAGCCGCUUUAAACUUAAGUACAGCUGUGACUACAUAUAGCACUUUAUGUGGGAGGGAAAAUUUUAUGUAUUUAUAUUUUUUCAUUUUCAGAGGAAGAAAAACACUUGUGCUGAAGAUGCUUGGCUGCUUAGGGAAGCCAUUACCUUUUUCUUUCUGUAGACCUGGGAAUUUUUCAGGUCUGUUGACUUGUAACUGUGUAAAAGAUUUGUUGAUUGCUUCAAAAAAAAGACUGAUAUUUGUAUAUUGCAAGAAGCCAUAUCUGUGGGUUUAGGAUGGCAGUUAUCACCAUGGCAACAGUCCUUUCUUCAACAUUCACCCUCUGUGUAGUCAUAGAUGGUUGUACAUCAUUCUUAAUAUUCAUUCAAAUUGAUUCAUUAGGCCAAAGGUCUCAGCAUAGUUAUAAGAAUGAUGCUUACAGAUUUUUUUUUUUUUUUUAAGCAUACCAUAGUCUUCCAUUCAAUAUUUUUUGCAGUAUUCAGAAGUUUUGGUUAGGUGUAACAGUGGUAAAAGCUGUUGCAACCACUUGGCUGUCCUCAUUGAAGCGUGCAGUUGCUUAUGGAGUUUCUCAUCAGGUGCAUUACACAGGACCAUACAGUUUUAGUGUGAACCUCUUCAUAUUUAUAAAGUGUUCUGGCUUUAUUAUGUAGCUACAGGUUUCACAGCUGUAUUUUUUUUGUGCUCAGGUUUGGUGUAUAUACAUAUAGGACACAAUAGCAGAACUGUAAAUAAGUUGAAAGCGCAUCGGGUUGCUUAUGCACUGUAUAGUGUGUGUAAUUUACUUCAUUGUCCGAAAUGAAGAACAAGCAGGCAGACAUUCAAGAUUAAAUAGUCUUUAAU